AUGGGGUGUAUCGAUUCUCGUGGACUCCUUUGCUACUCCUCUGUGAAGAUGCUGACUUGGCGCCACUAGCUUUCUACUCGACAGAAUAUUUUGCUUGUGAUUAGGAUUACACAAUAUAAUUUCUCUGACGAAACGCUCUUACCAACCAGCGGGUAUGACAUAUUGAUAGUUUUCCCCUUACUUCAUCAUUGUUCUUGUGUUCAAAGUUAUCUUUAACAUAACAAUAGAAAACUUUAGGUUACAGAUAAGUUCGAUCUUUUCCAAACGAAUCGGAAUUCAACAUCCUUGCCUUUAACUUCAAGUUCAAGUUGUUCACAUCAAGUUCAAGUUAAGAGUAAGACUGAAUGAAGGGAAGAAAAUGCAGUUUGGUUUGAAAACAAAUCUUCAUGUAAUGUUACCAGACCAUUAUGAUAAAAUGGAACACUUGUUUCAAUCCAGGAUGUUAUUCUAUAAGAUGUUAAUGUGAGCAGUGUUUUUGUGUAGACAUCAAGAAAACAAUGGAAAUUCCAUAUGUAAUUGCUAAAUAACUGUUAUUGAGGAAGGGGUUUCCUCAUUUCCUAGGGUUUUACUUCUAAUUGUCAUGACUUUAUCUAAAAUGGGAGAUCAACUGCUUGAAGAACCGAGCUCUUCCCUUGUUUAUGAAGCAAAAGAAGUUUUUUACAGGUCAUUUCAAAAACUUAAUGAAUUUUUAACAAAGGAAACCCUGUGUGAUGUUGAGAUUCGAGUAGGUGGAAAAUCAAUCAAAUGCCACAAAGUGAUUUUGGCUUGCUGCAGUCCCUACUUCUGUGCCAUGUUUACUUCUCCUUUAGCAGAAAGUAAACAAAAAAUAAUUAACAUAAAAGACAUUGAUGAGAGUGCAAUGGAACUGCUUAUUCAGUUUGCAUACACGGGUAAAGUUGAACUCAGUGUUGAAAAUGCUCAGUCUAUAUUCCAUGCAGCAUCAGUAUUACAACUGGAUAUGCUGGCCCAAGUAUGUGGUGACUUUAUGCGAGAUCAUUUACACCCAACAAAUUGUCUUGAAAUUCAUCAGUUUGCAGAACAACAUGGUCAUCAAGUUCUUGUGUACUAUGCAGACAAAUAUACAGCCAAACAUUUUCUGAAAGUUUCUUUGAGUAGUGAAUUUCUUUUGAUUGGAGGUAGUCAUUUGCAGGACCUUAUUUCAUCACCUGAUUUGCAGGUGGAAGAUGAGAUACAGGUUUAUGAAUCAGUGAUGAAAUGGAUAAAACAUAAGCCAGAUCAACGAAAAGAUCUUCUUCCUGGUCUUUUGUCAAAAGUCAAACUGCCACUUCUUCCACUGGAAUACUUACUAACAAUGGUAGAAAAUGAGGAACUCAUCCGUCGUAGCCUAGAAUGUCGGGAUUUGCUGGAUGAGGCUAGAGAUUACCAACUUUGGCAAGCCAAUCUUUUUCUUGAGCUGCGGUCUUCACUUGAAGAAAAAAUAAGACCAAGAAAAAGUUAUGCUGGAGCAUUAUUUUGUGUGGGUGGUAGAGGAAUACCGGAAGAGCCAUUUGCAACUAUUGAGUGUUAUAGCUGGCUUCAUAACCAAUGGUUCAGAAUUAUAGAAAUGACUACCAGAAGACGCCAUGUAGGUUGUGCUUCAGCAGGAGGAAAAAUAUAUGCAGUUGGAGGUUGUGAUGAAAAACAACAUCUAGCCAGUGGAGAAGUUUUUGAUCCAGUUACAAACAAGUGGACGUUACUCUCACCAAUGCUGACUCCCAGGAGAGGACUGGGCCUGUGCUGCUUAGAAGGACCAAUAUAUGCUGUAGGUGGGCUCAAUGAUAGCAGUUUCUUUGCUACAGUAGAAAGAUAUGAUAUCAACUCCGAUAGUUGGAGCACUGUAGCUAGUAUGAACACACCACGAGGAGGAGUUGCUGUUGUUGCACUUAAGGGUUGUUUGUAUGCACUUGGAGGAAAUAAUGGCCCAACUUCAUUGAAUAGUUGUGAAAAAUUUGACCCUCAUUUAAAUAAAUGGGUUAAUAUUCCACCUAUGAAUCAAAAUAGGGCUGGAGCUGGGGCAGCUGUAUUGAAUGGAAUGUUGUAUGUUGUAGGAGGAUUUGACAACAACAGAUCCCUGAAUUCUGUAGAAAUGUAUGACCCUAUUUCAAACUCUUGGUCAUACGUAGUUCCUAUGAUGCAUUGUAGAGGAGGAGUAGGAUUAGGAACUCUUGGUGGGCGAAUGUUUGCUGUUGGAGGACACAAUGGAAACCACUACCUAAGCAGUGUGGAAGUUUAUGAUCCUCUAAUAGAUAAAUGGGAACAGGCAGCAGGAAUCCAGACAUGCAGAGCUGGGGCUGGAAUUGCAUGGUGUCCUUGUUCAGUCACCAACCUCUAUAACUUGAACAAGCAUCUCAACAGUGACAGAGAUGCAUUGCUUGAAAAAGCCUUAUCAUAAGGUCACAUUAGAUACACAGGAAACAUAUGGUCUUAAUUGCUGUCAGAGCAAAAACAACUAGUAGCUCAUGUUACAAGUGUCAACCAUUUCAUUAAGUCAAAAAUCCAUGUCUUAAAUAAUAAGACAUUCAAAUGCUUAGAAAUAUUAAUAUUUCAUGAAAUCUCUAACCUUUAGUGUAUAUUUGAAGAAAAGAAAUCCUUGUGCUCAAAUAAAAUAGUCUGUUUUAAGUAUCUUAGAUAUGAAAAUUCUUGCAAGUUUAUUUUAUGCUGUUGUUGAAGUCUGCAGGAAUUUUUCAAAAGAAAAGAUGUUGUUAAAUGCCAUUAAACUCAAUACAACAUCAGCAGUUGUAAAUGAAAAAUUGAUAUUCAAUUCAAGAUUUAAUAACAGUAAUUGUUUAUUCCUGAAAAAAAUGUUAGUUGCUAUUCAACUCAAGACAUAAACAAUUUCAUUGUAAGAAUUGAUAUUGAAGAUUUAAUAAUAACAAUAUAAUUGUUCAUUACUAUAAUUAUUGUGAUACAUCUAGAUUAAAUGUUUAAUUCAAAUAUUUGACUACUGUGUCAUAGGUAUGUUAAUGAGUUUUAAUGUGAGAAAUGUCAAUAUUGUAUAAUCUAUCCUCUCCAAAAAUUGGAUUUCUGUUGUUGUAUUUUAGUAUAUCAUACUUGAUGCAUUUGCCAGUGUGUCAUCACACUGAAGAAAAAAAAAUUGAGCAAUUUUAUAAAGGUGUAUAGAAAAAUGAAAUUACCCUAGUCAGAUUCAGUGUUGAGAACCAAACAAAAGCAACAAGCUGUGGUAGAAACACUGGCAGGAAUAAAGAUCAUUGUAAUGAAGUGUCCAACAUUGAAUCAAAGGUUAGAAAUGACAUAAUGCUGUUUGGAACUAUUAAUGCCAACACUUUGCAUAGUGGUAACAUUAAUGUGAAUUCAGACUUUGGCCAUUUGAUGUAAUUUUAUUCAUUUGACCAAAACACUUUUAGCUUGCAAAAUUUUGUGGUAAAAGAAAAGAUACAUUUACUAGUUUGUUAAAAUCCGUGAGCCAAAUGAUGUAUUGUGCAUGUGUUAUUUCAACUGUUAGCCUAGUUAUGUAAUUACCAUUUCUGAACCAUAGCUUAUACCAGUUAAAGCAUAAAUGCAAUCAAAUAUUAUAUCCUAAGGUAAUCAUGCCAAAGUUACAUGCUUCAUUAUUAUGAAUUUGAACCUGUUGCAGGUUUAAUCCUUAGCUUAUGGCAUGGAUGUUACACUGUUUGUAGUGGCAGAUGUGCGGAAGUGGAAAAUUGUUUUCAACUGUAAUGUAAAAAUAAAAUUUAAAGAAUAGUGACUUUGAUUUAACACUUCAAAGAAUACGUACUACCUACUAUUAGUAUAAUAAAGUCAUGAAAAUACUAUAUAUAUAUAUAUAUAUAACUAGGCUAUACAAAAUAUUAGUACACAAUGCAAUAAAGUAUUGUCAUGGGCACAAUUUUCCUUAGGUUUAAAUUUUGUUUUAUGUAUGUGUUGGAACUUAAAACUUUCUACUCCAACAGCAGUAAGUAUACAAUAACCAUAUUUUAUGUGCAUAUUUGUUUGCUAGUUCUCAAGUUCACUUCUCAAUUUUAAUUAAUAUAAUUUGCAUAUUUUUCAAUGUUUGUGUCAGCAUUAAGGUGUUAUUUUAGAAUCAUUUCAUGGAAUUUAAUAUUCAGUGCAAGUAUAAAUAUGUUUUAUUGUUUUAUACAAAUUUAAAAUUCUUAGCUGAGGCACUACUCAUUUGUUGUCAGAAAAAUAUUUUGCCAAUAUGAAGGUUCUGUUGUUUUUUAUUUUUCUGAAAAUACGUGAAUGAAAUAACAAAUUGGAACCUGAAUCUUAAAAUUUCAGAGUAGUUCUGUCAUUUAAUGGGAUUUCUAGGUUCUAGUCACUACUUUAUUAUUUAUAGGAAUGUGAUAUGAAUUUGAUGUGAGUUAAAAGCUAGAUAUACUUUUUGUAACCUUGGUGAUUUUUUACUACAGUAAUUUCAGGUGUAUGGAUCAUUAAUUUAAAAAUUAGAUACAAAAGAAAGAAAAUAACUAGAGUUUUUAUCUAGACAAAAAAGAAAACUCUUGAACUAGACUGUGAGUGCUGAAAUCAUGAUAAGUUAUGCAGUUGCAUGAAUUUGCAUAUGAUAUAAACUUGCUUCAUUAGCAUUAUCUUGAAAGUAAUGGUUAUCUGUGACGUCAACAUUGUUCUAAUGGUGAUACAUGUAGUUAAGGUGUCACAGUAGCUUGAAUUCAAAAUUGAAAGUAAAGGUUCAUGAAUAUAAAGUUUAAAGUAUCUGUGGUAGUAGUGUGUUUGUGUGUGAAAAUAUUUGUUAAGAUAUGACAGGAACAUAGAUGUAAAAUAAGUUGUUAAAGUGUAAUUUCAGCAUGAAUGUAGAUUUGAUGGUAAAUGUAUGAUAGUAUCAUGGAUGUGAAAAUAAUGGUUAAAGUUUGAUAGCAAUAUAAAAUAAAAUUUAUGUAAAAUGUGUAACGCCAAUGCGUAAAAGGAUGUGUAAAUGCUUAAUGUGUUACGUCAACAUUAUUGUAACGGUGGUACCUGUAAUUAGGUUGCGACAACAACUAAUUUGAAAUUGAAGGCUUAAGGUGCAUGAAUAUAAAAUUUAUGGUAAAUGUGUGACAGUGAGAAAGUUGUGAAACAGUGAUUAAAAUGUUACAACAGCAUUGUUUGUAACAGUAAUACAUGAAAUAAAAGUGCAAAAUUGAUAUUUAUAAAAAAAAAAAAAAUAUGAGAGUAGAGUAGUCAUCACGUGCCAGUAAAGAUAUGUGACAGUAUGGAUGUCACCACAUGAACAUGGUAGUAAAAAUAUGAGAGUAGAGUAGUCAAAUCACGUGCCAGUAAAGAUAUGUGACAGUAUGGAUGUCACCACAUGAACAUGGUAGUAAAAAUAUGAGAGUAGAGUAGUCAGAUCACGUGCCAGUAAAGAUAUGUGACAGUAUGGAUGUCACCACAUGAACAUGGUAGUACAAAUAUGAAAUUAACCUGAAUGUGUAUGUGACUGGGAGAGUUUGGUCCUUACAUUUAACAUAUCAUGGUAAAUUUAUCAUAUAACAUUGGUGAAUAGCCAUGAUGAAAAUUAGCACAAAGGAUCACUAAAAAUUCAAAUAGAUUUCAAAAGAAGAAGAAUAGUCAGUUUUUUGAAAGCCCUCGAGUUUCUGGGUCUUUUGGAAUCUACAGUAAUAAAUAAUCAUGGCACCAUUAAUGAAAACAUUUAUAAAAGCAUGGUAGUAAUGUUAGGAGAAGCAAAGCAGUGAAGAAACCCUAGUAGCAUGAUUUUCAAUAUUUUACAAUAGUGUAAUGUUCAUUGUAUUUCAAUGAGUAACAGAGUCAGCCUGAGUAUGAAAAUAGUGACAAAUUGUAUGAAAAAAAGAUGAGUAAAAUUCAAUCUUUGUGUAACAGUGCAAAUAUAAGUUAGUGGAGUUUCUCAAAAUAUUUUGCCAGUUUAAGCUUUUUUCAUUAUUUGUAUUUUUUAACCCUUUAAACGAUUUGUUGCCAUAUGUGUCUAUAAUAGUAGAAAAUAUUUGUGAUAUAAAAGUUCUGAAUCUUUUAUUGUUGGAAAUGAUUUUGCCACCUAAAGGUUUAAUGUUCAUCUUCCUUUUGAUUUGAUUUUAAUUAUAGACCAAGAUGAGGCAGAGAGUAAUUCUGAAGUAAAGAAAGGAUACAUUGUACAUGUUUUUAUUGAUACAGUUUCAAAGAUUAAAAAUAAUUUUUAGUGUUUUUUGAAAAUAUUAGAAAUCAACUCUUAAUUUUUCUGUUAAAUAAAAUAAAGAACCCAUGUGGACUUAAAAAGCUCA
Messenger RNA from Limulus polyphemus (Atlantic horseshoe crab), 6188 nucleotides. RefSeq names its product kelch-like protein 8. Lineage: Eukaryota; Metazoa; Arthropoda; Merostomata; Xiphosura; Limulidae. The transcript has 10 exons. The record is from RefSeq and is a predicted model, not a curated record. Gene Ontology annotation, molecular function: protein binding. Bases 581 to 2392 code for a protein of 603 amino acids.